AUGUGCAAAUACUACGCUCACCACCACCCCUGCGGCCACAUCAAGACCGUCUUCGCCGCCUUCUGCCCUCCAGGCGCUUUGGUGCAGAAGCAGUGCGGCAAAGGCGAGAUCUGGGCGACCGUCAAGAUCGAAAAGGACUGCGCUCGUUGC
Molecule: messenger RNA, 150 nt
Organism: Zymoseptoria tritici IPO323
Lineage: Eukaryota; Fungi; Ascomycota; Dothideomycetes; Mycosphaerellales; Mycosphaerellaceae
Exons: 1
Source: RefSeq, a predicted model, not a curated record